GUGGGUUGAGUCAGAGCGGGGGGGGGCUGCUCUGUCCCACACACCCACCGUCAGCGGCGACGACAAGCCGAAAGAAUUAAAAUAAAAUAAAUAAAAAACUGCGGGAGGGGCCGAUUUCCACGGAAAGUUGCCCCGGGAAGCGUCAGGACCCGAAGCGUCUUCGGCAUCCGCGUGCGCUCUUCGUUUUUUUCCGGCUGUCAUUCCAGAAAAAGAAAAAAAAAAGAGCCGGCGGGCUAGAUGCUAAUUCGACACCGGUCUGCCUGUGACUCGGAGCGGUCUGUGCCUCCGCCCGCCGAGCCGCCCUCCCCGCCAGCAUCCAUAUUUGCCUCCCAGGGAGUGGCAGCCGCCGAAUCCGCCCUUCUUCUUCUCCCCGCCGAACUCCUGGAGGCCAGCCGGGAUCCGGCACCCUCCCCCCCCUCCCCCGAACGGGAUUUCAACCCAGACGGGCAGAUAAACAUGGAAGCUGAAGGCCUCCACUUCCUCCUCUAGAGCCAGAUCCUCAAAGCCUUCGUCUCGUGGGAGGAGCUCUGAAGCCCCGCCCACCUCACGCUGCAGAAUGAACAUGCUAAAGUCCAGCGGGCUGAAGGUCCCCAGCCGUGGGGCCAAACACUCCAGCCCGGUGGGAAGAUCCUCGGUGGGCGGGACGUCCAGCCCCGUGGCGCCUAAAGACGGCGCUCCACUCAAACCCGUACCACCAACCAGGAUGUCGGAGGAGGGCGAUGAUGUUUUGAGCGACUACGCCGUUGGCGAGCAGGUUUGGGUCAACGGGGUCAAAGCUGGAGUCAUCGCCUACCUUGGGGAGACCCAGUUUGCCCCAGGGCAGUGGGCAGGCGUGAUUCUAAACGACCUAGUUGGCAAGAACGACGGUUCAGUGGGCGGCGUGCGCUACUUCGAGUGCCAGCCCCUCCAGGGCAUCUUCACGCGGCCCUCCAAGCUCACCCGGCAGCCGGUCGGCGAGGGGAGCGACAGCCACUCCACAGACUCGGCCCAGAAUCAGACGCCGCAGAGCGGCGGCCCCGCUGGUCAGCGGGUUGUGGUGCCGCUCCGAGAGGGCCUGCUCAACAGCGCCGUGAAAACCGGAAACGAGUCCGGGUCCAACCUGUCGGACAGCGGGUCGGUUAAAAAGAGCGGAGACAAGGACCUUCGAGUCGGAGAUCGAGUUCUGGUGGGGGGCUCUAAGACGGGGGUCAUUCGCUACGUGGGAGAAACCGACUUCGCCAAAGGGGAAUGGUGCGGGGUGGAGCUGGACGAGCCUCUGGGGAAGAACGACGGCGCCGUGGCUGGUACAAGAUACUUCCAGUGUCUUCCCAAGUUUGGCCUUUUCGCUCCGAUCCACAAGGUGAUCCGCAUCGGCUUCCCCUCCACCAGCCCGGCCAAGGCGAAGAAGAGCAAGCGGGUGGCCAUGGGCGUGUCCUCUCUGGCCCACAGCCCCAGCAGCUCCUCCAUCAGUUCAGUCAGCUCGGUGGCCUCAUCCGUGGGUGGACGGCCGAGCCGCGCUGGACUGCUGACGGAGACGUCGUCCCGCUACGCCCGGAAGAUUUCAGGCACCACGGCGCUCCAGGAAGCCCUGAAGGAGAAGCAGCAGCACAUCGAGCAGCUUCUGGCAGAGAGGGACCUGGAGCGGGCCGAGGUUGCCAAGGCGACCAGCCACAUCUGUGAGGUGGAGAAAGAGCUGAGCGUGCUCAAGACGCAGCACAUGCAGUACGUCAACGAGAACGAGAGCGCACUGCAGCAGCUCAAAGCUGUGCUGGCGGGAGCGCAGAAGGAGAAGCUGGAGCUGGCCAAUCAGCUGGAGGAGGAGAAGAGGAAAGUGGAGGACCUCCAGUUCAGGGUGGAGGAGGAAUCCAUCACCAAAGGAGACCUGGAGGGGAGACGCAGUCAGGCGGCAGCGUCCCAGCGGUUGGGUAAGACGCUCCAGCAAACCACGGUGCAGGAGCAGAGUCGCAUCGUGCAGCUGGAGAGGGAGCUCGGCCUCCGGAGAGCCGAGAUCCAGGAGCUGCAGGCGCAGCUGGGGCGGCGCGCCGAAGACGGACACGUGUUUGCCGACGGCCAGCCGGAGGAGGAGCACGCCGCGGCGUUACGAGCAAGCCGGCAGGAAGCUGAGACUCUGAAGGCCGUCGUGGAGAAACAGAACCUGGAGAUCAGUGAGAUGAAGCUGAAAGUCCAGCAGGCCACCAAGGAGAACGUGGAGAUGAUGGAGAGCUGGAAGGCUAAAUUUGACACCUUAGUGAGCGACCACCAGAGGUCCCUGGAGGAGCUGAAGGCCUCGCUGCUGGGCCCCGGUCAGGCUGUUCCAGACGGCGCCGAGCAGAACGCCCCGGAACUGAGGAGCACCCUGGAGGGCCUGAAGAUGGAGCACCAGCUGGAGGUGGAGAAUCUGAAAGCCAAGCACAAGAUCGAAGCGGCCAUUCUGACCAAGGAGCGCGAGGACCUGAGCGCUCGCCUGCAGGAGGCCAGGGACCGGCUGGCCGAGGGCCGCCACGCGCCCCGGCCCGAGACGGAGGCCGCCGAGAAGCUGCAGAGGGCGGAGAGGAGGCUGGCAGAGAUGGAGCGGCUGCAGGCGGAGCAGGACAGAAGUGCGGUGGAGCUGCGCGACAGGCUGGAGCUGUCAGAGAAGAAGAUGACGGAUUACCAGGCGCUGCAGAACGCUCAGGCAGAGAGCCGAGGAGAGAUCCAGAGGCUGGAGGAGAAGCUGAGGGUGACGGCAAACCAGCUGCAGGCCGCGCAGGCGGACCGCUACACCUCGCACGAUGCAAACGUGAUAGAAGACAACGACAUGUCAGCAGAGAAGAUGAAGCUGAAGCAGAACAUUGAAGAAACGACAGAGAAGCUCCUGAAGAGAGAAAAAGAAGUUUCUACUCUGACGUCUCAGCUUGAAGCUCUCAAAUCUCAGAUUGGAGCUCUGGAGGGCAAGGUUCGACUGGGGGAAAAGAGAACGGAAGCACUGGCAAAGGAGAAGAUGCGCGUGGAGGCGGAGCUGGAGUCCAUGACCAAGAAGUCCCAUGAUGCAUCAGGGCAGUUGGUCAGCAUCAGCCAGGACCUGCUGAAGAAAGAGAAGAGCCUGAAUGAACUCCGGGUUUUGCUCCUGGAGUCCCAUCGCCACUCGCGCGACGUGGAGAAAGACCUGAACCGGGAGGUGCACAAAGCCGAGUGGAAGGUCAAGGAGCAGAAACUUCAGGAAGACAUCAAGACCCUGAGAGAAAAGCUGCUGGUUCUGGGGCGGGAGCGAUCCUCCCCGGAUCACCGACGCUACUCCAUGCUGGACCCGAUGGCUCUGGAUUCUGAGGUGAACCGCCUGCGGCAGCGGCUGCUCAGCACGGAGGACGCCCUGAGGAACGCCUUGGACCACAACCAGCAGGUGGACCAGCUGGUCCAGGCCAUGCGCAGACGUCCCGAUAAAAGCCCGGUCCACGGAGCGAACUCGGCCAACGGGAUUCACCCCCAGGAGUCAGAAGAUGGACAGCGCUGAUGGAGGCGGGAGAAGCCGGAUCCAGACCGACGGAGGACCGACUCUUCCCCCCCCCUCCCCGCAGACGUUCCCACUUCAAACCAAAACCUCUGAGCUGUUGGAGAGCAACGAAGAACGCUUAAAGUAAUAUAAAAACGGACGAGGAGAGAUGUUGUCGGUACACCUGCUGAAAACCUUUGAUGCUUUAUCGUAGUUAGAAACUUCUGCAAGAACUUUUGGACCGCUCUGCAUCUCGGUCCAGAACCCCCAACAGCUGACUUGACAAAAACAUGAUGGCUUCCUUUGGUUUAUUUAUCACUUCUGUUCUAGAAUCCACUGUAUGUCUGCAGAAAAGCUCAUGAAAACUCUUUUGGAUGGAAAGUUUUCCAUCUCGUCUUUUGAUUGGUCAAAAACGAGCAAACAAACCCUUCAAGGCUGUCGAGAUGAAACCCAAGUGUCCAGAACCGAAGGAAGGAACCAGGAUGGGGAACCACGAGCAACGAUGUGACGAUGGGAGAAAAUACUGUAACUCUGAAUCCUUUCAGUCAUUAAAGCUUUUAUAUGAAAGAGUGGAGCGCUGUGA
This is a messenger RNA of Oryzias latipes (Japanese medaka), 4031 nucleotides long. RefSeq names its product CAP-GLY domain containing linker protein 2 (gene clip2). Gene Ontology annotation, molecular function: microtubule plus-end binding. Gene Ontology annotation, biological process: cytoplasmic microtubule organization. The record is from RefSeq and is a predicted model, not a curated record. Lineage: Eukaryota; Metazoa; Chordata; Actinopteri; Beloniformes; Adrianichthyidae. Gene Ontology annotation, cellular component: cell cortex; microtubule plus-end; nucleus.